Molecule: messenger RNA, 5011 nt
Organism: Daphnia carinata
Lineage: Eukaryota; Metazoa; Arthropoda; Branchiopoda; Diplostraca; Daphniidae
Product: CD109 antigen-like
Exons: 27
Coding region: 29-4912 (1627 amino acids)
Cellular component (GO): extracellular region
Molecular function (GO): protein binding; endopeptidase inhibitor activity
Source: RefSeq, a predicted model, not a curated record
CAAAUUGAGUUUAGCUAAACAAAUCAAAAUGAAACUGAGGAAUUGUUUCAGUUUAGUUGGGUUGUUUCAUCUGAAGGCCAUUCUAAUGGCGUCGUCGUUGGUGACGUUAACGUUGACACAGGAUGACGACGGGGCUGUUCCGCCGUCUGGUCCAUACUUAUUGGCUCUCAACGAACCAGCGGAUGAUCGCAGCAAUAGUCUCGUCCGCCAACAGAACCGACUUGUUCAUCCGACUUUUGUGGCGACAGCCUCGAGCGUCGUUCGUCCCAACACGGUGUAUCGGGUCAACGUCGUCGUCUUGCCCGGCUCGCCUGAUCUCAUCUUGAAAGCGAUGAUCACUAAAGGGCGUGGCUAUCAAAUUGCAUCUGCCACUGAAGUCGGCGACCCUGGAUCCAGUCACGAUCUCUUGUUAAAGAUUCCUGCUGCGAUUACUGAUGGCGAUUAUCGUCUUAAACUGGAGGGUUACGAUCCUCAGCAUCCACAGAAAGCUGUUUUCUUCAGAGAGGGUCAACUCACCUUCCGUCCAGAUUUCCUUUCCAUCGUGGUCCAAUCCAACCGCAAAAUGUUCCGCAACGGAAUGAACGUUCGAUUUCGGGUCAUCCUAACGCAAAUGAAUUUGAAACCUUACUCGGAUCCCAUUACCGUCUUCAUGCUGAAUCCACAGGGAUUUGUUAUGCGUCGCUGGCCGUCGCGUAACCCGACCAACGGUGUGGUGACGUUGGCUUAUGAAUUACCAUCUUACCCACCGAUGGGCAACUGGACAAUCCGCGUUGAGGCCAUGUCGCAAGUGUACGAGCACAAGGUCGUCGUGGAACGCUAUUACAUCCCCUUUUUCGAAGUGAUUCCAUUCGCACCGGCCUACGUCCUCGACUCUGACGAUAGUUACACGGCCGGUGUGACCAUUUCAUUUCACAGGGCUCGUGUUGCUAGUGGCAACACGACCGUCCAGGUUCACGCCAGGCUGGUGAACAGCACCAUCCGCGACUACCGGCUCGUCACCGAAGAACAUCCUCCGUGGUCGCAUGAAUUUUCCUAUCAAGUUGAUUUGGAUAGCGUCAGGAGUACGGUGGGUUCCAGGAGCCUGGCCGGCUGGGUGAUCCGCGUCACUACGGCUGUUCACAAUUACUUUAUGGGCGAAACGCGUCGGGCGUUCAUCGAGACGCGCAUCAUCCGCUCCCAACUGAAAUUUCGUUUCGCCGGGACGAAAACGGCCGUUUUCAAACCGGGAAUGCCUUUCGAGGGACACGUUUACGUCAUGUACGACGACGACCAGGCCCUGUCUGCCGAGAAGCUGGCCAAGGCUAGUAUCGUCCUCAGGCCGUCCAUCACGAACGCUAAUGGACAGUUGAAGAAUCUGCCCGAAAUUUUUGUUCCAGCUGCGGAUGAACAUUUGGACGAAGGCCGGAAGAAGAAGCUGGGCAAUGAAUUCACGCACUGGAUGGAUCGACAAGCUGAAGAAGCUGAAUUCAUGCAGUUUCGUCGAACUGGCGUCUAUCAUUAUCGCUUUACGGUGCCGAGAGAUGCGAAGACGUUGCGGGUGACGGCCACCUACAAGGACGCAGAAGGUGAUAAGGCCAGUGUAGAAAUGCGGGCCGUUGCUUUCUAUUCGGCCAAUGACAUGUACGUCCAUGUUGGGACGAGCACGGAACAAGGCCGGCUGGGCGAAAAUGCCGUGAUCCACUUGCGUAGCAAUUUCGGCUUCCAGGUCUACAGUUACAUCGUGGUUUCUAAAGGCUUAGUUGUUUAUGGUGCGACGGAAUCUCAUCCGCAUCCGACCAAAUUGUUGACUUUCUCCGUCCCCGUUUCAUCCGACAUGGCGCCCACUUUCAAAUUAGUGGCCAUGGUUGUGAGUCCAGUGGGCGAGUUGUUGGCAGACUCUGUGACUAUCCCCGUCCACAGUUUCAAUCGUUUCACGGUGAACUUGACAGCGGUGCAAGCGAGGGACCAUUCGAAAGAGACGGUCCAGUUGGUGACGCGGACGCGUCCAGGUGCGUUUGUUGGGGUGUCGCUCUUGCGUUCCAUCAACUACAUGUACCAGGCGGACAAUACGCUGACGCCCAGUCGUGUGCUUAAAGCUCUUUACAAACUGGAACCGUUCACAAAGUCUGUGCACGAAGUGACGUGGAUGGAUCGUGAAGGAUUGAAAGCUGAUCGAACGGAAUAUUUCAAAGGAGCUAAUGCAGGAGCGGACACGAAACGGACGAUGGACCAGGCCGGACUUUUGAUUUUCACUGAUGCCAUGGUCGGCCAAUAUCCCGAAACUGUUCACUGUGACAAGGCCAACGGUUACAAUUCGUGCAUGGCUGUUGGAUGUUUCCAUAAAGAUCAGCGAUGCGAUGGCAAAUCGGAUUGCGUCGAUGGAUCCGACGAGGACGACUGUCCUCCUGUGCAAGACGAUAAGAUGGUUUUCCGUAUCUAUCGUCGUAGUCGUUAUCACGAUUUCUACGAUUGGCUGGAUGGGGAUUGGGCCUGGUACGAUAUCCCAACAACGGAUGACGGUAUUGAAUUCCAUGACCGAGGCAUUGCUCUGACGGAUGAAACGUGGUACAUCAACGCGUUCAGUUUUCAUCCGGAAUUGGGUUUCUCCAUGCUGGACGAAGACGUUGUGUACGAUGGAUCGCCUCCGUUUUAUUUCUCGGUCGAAUCUCCCAGCGCCAUCCGGCGGGGAGAAACGCUAGGCAUCCGUUUGAUGGCCGUUAAUAAUCUGAAAGAAGAGGUGAUGGCCUUGAUUGUUUUGGAGGCAUCUGACGAGUAUAAAUUCGUCGAGACGGAUGAAGAUGGUGAAGUGGAACAUUAUCGUCCGCAACUAGUCGAUGGAGAGCGACAUCACAUGGUCGCCGUUAGGGCUCAGUCCAUGUGGGAAGUGUAUGUUCCUAUCGUCCCUCAGGUGGAACAAGGUGCCAUUGUCAUUAAAAUUCAAACCAUCAGUCAAAUACGAAAGCAGAGAUUUGACAUCGAACUUGAUAUUUUGCCAGAGGGAGCAACUGUAACUAGACAUACGUCGCUCCUCCUCGACUUAAAGAAUCGAGCUCACCUUUUGCGUUUCCUCGACAUCCCCGUCGAAGAGUCGCCCAUCAUUCCGUAUUCGAAAUUCCGUCGAUACGUCUUCGGCAGUCCGAGAGCCACUCUCACUUUGUGCGGUGAUGUGUUUGGCCCAGUGUUUCCGUCCAGGCCCAUCUCGACAGACUCGUUGUUGAGCCGAUCUCUACGUGGCACGAAAGCGAAUUUAUUCAAUUUGGCCACCACCAUGUGGAGUCUGCAUUACCUGAGGCUGACCAAUCAACUGCAAUCGAACGUCUUGUACAGCGGGUUGAACGCCAUGAACGUUCAAAUGGCCGAAUUGCUCCGUCUCUACAAUUACGAUGGAUCUUUCUCUGCACAAAAGACGUCCGAUCCCAGCAUCUGGGUGACGGCUUGGGUGAUCCGCGUGUUGGGUCAAUCUCAAUUUCAAGACUGGGAGAAUCAUUACUACGUCGAUCAGCGAUUGUUGGCCAGCUCGGUCCAGUGGAUUUUGAAGAAUCAAAGACGAGAUGGCACUUUUGAAGAGCCUGACGAUUAUCCAUUUCCACUUGAAUUACCGAGGACGUACGGCAAUUCGAGUAGCAAAAUUGCACUCACUGCCCACGUGCUGAUUGGUUUGAAGCAAUGCAGUGAGAGCCUCGAGGGCUCAUUGAAAGUGAAGACGGCCACAGCUAAAACUCGUUCAGUCAAUUAUUUAGAACGAGUCGUUUCUCAUUUGUCGGAUCCUUACGAUGUUGCCAUAGUAACGUACGCCUUGACGAUAACCAACAGUCCAGCCAAAGAAGCUGCUUUUAAUGAGAUGCAUCAUUUGAGGCGAGAGAGUGAGGGAAUGGUUUAUUGGUCGAGAGAUCCUGUUCCAUCCAAUCAAAUUGUCUAUGAAAAUCAACGGCCUUUCCUUCAGCCGCGUUUGCCCAUGCACCAAGACGCUGUGGCUGUUGAGGCCACAUCGUACGCCCUGCUCGUCUAUUUGGCACGUGAUGGCAUCGGUGAUUUGCAAGAGAGAGUCGUCAGUUGGCUCAACACGAUGCGCAUGGUGGACGGUGGAUUCGUUUCCAUCUACGAUAGCAUCGUGGCUAUGGAAGCUCUUACGGAAUACGCGUAUCGUGCUCGUUUACGUGACAUUACGGACAUGACGAUCGUUGUGGAAGCGUCCGCCUCUAAAAUGGGCAAAACUGUGCGGAUUAAUAGCGACACCCUCGCCAAAGUUCAUCGAAUGGAUAUUCCUAAUGUGUGGGGACACGUGAACGUCAUCGGUCGUGGUGCUGGUCAGGCCGUUUUGCAACUGAAAGUGCAGUACGGCAUCGAUUGGGAGGAGCUUAACGACACGCCCAAGCGUCGCUAUUUCGAUUUGCACGUGGACGAAACGUACAGCCACUUCCGUAACAAAUCUCACGUGACUAUCGAAGCUUGCGUCAGAUGGUUGGCGCUGGACAUUGGGCAGACGAGUGGUCCGGCCACGUUGGAAGUCGAAACGCCAUCUGGUUACGGGUUUGUCCAGUCUGACGCUAACGAGAUGGUCAUUCGCAACAACUACACGUUCAUUCGCGACGUCUUUAUAGGUCGCAGUAAAGUGAUGUGGAUGUUUGAUCGGGUUGGCUCGGAGCGUCUCUGCAUCCAGUUUACUGUCCAUCGCUGGUUUCCCGUCGCCAACAUGACUCUGUAUCGUGAGGCUGUCGUCUACGAGUCGCACAAACCCGAAAAUUUCGAAAUGUUUAUUUUUAAUUCUACGCCGCUGUACGUGCUGGACAUUUGCGAAGUGUGCGGCAGUUUUCAAUGCCCUUACUGUCCUUAUUACAGCGGUGCGCCAGUCACGGCCAAAUUGGCUGCGUUCAACGUUGUCGUUUCACUCGUCGUCUCCCUUUACUUUCACCGCCUUCGGUUACACUUGUGAUCAUUUUGCCAAGUUUCUUUCUCAUUUCAAACUGUGCACUUGUUUCUAACGCUUUUUACGUGAUUUGCAUUUUUUUUUUUUUUAAUUUUAGAUUUUGUC